UUAUAAAAAUCCUAGAAGAAUCCUACAAAUUCAAACCAUAUCCCACUAUUUCUUCGAUUGGGUAACUGUUUUUUUGGAGUAUUCAUUAUACGUUCAAUAAAAAAAACAACAUUCAAAAUGUCUCAACACGUGUGAUGGGAAAACUGUGGACGCCAUAUUGGCAGGACUAAUUUGUAAAAUGUCAUGCGUCAGUUAGUUUUGUGGCCAUGUUUAUAAAGUUUGUUCAAGAAAUUUACAUUUAUUUAAUAUUUGAUUGAGUUGUAGGAUUACCACCCGCUUAAUUAUAAUCAAAACAAACGCACGGUUACUGUUACUGUAAGUACCAUUGUUUUAUGAAUCAAUGUUCGCAAUUUUUAGAUUUAUUCAAGUAAAAAAGUUUUUCUAGAACAAUGGUCGCCAUGGCGAGCGACGCCGACUAUACUGUAUUUGAUAUGUCUUGUACUAUUGUUAAAACUGGUUGACCACUGUUACAGAGAUUCCGCUAAGGGGUUAUGGCGACAUCUCCUCACAAUUACUUUUGAAAAUUUGAGAAAAUUUUGUGAAUCCGUUCCAAAAUGUAUAACCCUGCCCAAUAUGCCGCGUAUGCGAGUGCAUAUGCGACGGCUUACCCAGAAUACGCUGCUUAUGGAUAUCAGCAAUAUGGGUAUCAGGGAAUUAAUUGCUUUUCUGUUGUGAUGCUCUAUAUAGAAUGAACACGCUGUCGCAACAGAUACCUAUGUGGCAAAUAACUGGACAACUCUAAGCCAGGAUUUCUCGCAACCGCCCCCGUUACCUCCGCCCGAAGAAGUUCAAAAUGAAGGUUUGUACAUUUUUACCUUCAAUUACUAUAGAAUUGUUAUUUUUUUAUUAUUAUUUAUGUGUUGAAAUAUUUAAUUAGGCUAUUAUUAUUGUUAUAUUGUAAAUGAGGUUUAGAGGUACGAAUUUAUUGUAUUACCUGUGACAUUGAAGGGGGUUUGUAUAAAUACCAUUAACAAUGUUAUAUAAAUUGUAUUCCAUCAAUUUUAACUGUAUUUUUUCGUAGGGUAUUGUCGGCAGUCCAAAUAUAAACAGCGGGCCAAAAAUUAAACUAAACAUUAGACAUGGAGUACGCAAAAAUUCAUGACAGAAAAGUUGUUCAUUUUUCUUAAUGCAAUUUUCCUUAUAUCACUGACAUUUGUUCUGUUUUUAGGUGUCGUGCAGGAGAUGCAGCAGCAAAAGGCUCAACUGACUAAACAACGGGAGGAUUAUGUGAGGAAGGCGUCGGUGCUGAGGAAAGAGCUUGAGCAGUUGCGGCAUCAAAAGCAAGAUUUGAUUAAUGAUGGCAGUUCUGAUAAGGAACUGAAGGUCAUUGUUAAGGAGAAUGAAAAACUGCAGGAACAGAUCCAGGGAAAAAUGAAGGCGAUCUUAAACGUUAUCGAAAUGCUAUCCAGUAUAAUUAAAGAUGGGCAGAGUGUUGAGAAUUUGGAAGCACAGCUUAAUUGCAAGGAUUCUCCACUUGGGCAAGGGGAAGAUGAGAUAGGGAUUCAGCAGUCUCUAACCCCAACCCCCCACAUUAAGAAGGAAGAUGUCAAAGUGGAAGGUGAUAAAAGGUAUUCGUAUGUAUAUUACGAUACUGGGCUCCACUGGUGCCGGACUUGCGACGCGUUUCCAGAAACCGCAAAAAGUUUCCUGCAGCACUUGCAAAGCAAAGAGCACCGGGACUCGGCUCGGGACAAUGAGGUCGACAACACGCCGUGGCACAAACUGCCGAUGGAGCCCCUGCUGGCGUCGUACGACGACGCCCCAAAAAAGCGAAUCCCGAUCAAAGGUCUUCAGUUUUUCAUAUCCGCCCCGUCGUGGUACUGCAAACUGUGCGAUGUGUGGAUCGGCGACCUCCAUUGCGCGUCGCACCACCUGAAAUCGCAGGCGCAUUCCCAAAACUUCGAGAACUUUGUAGACCAAAACCCGCACUGGGAGAUGGAGUGGUUGAAGGACAGGGAAAAAGCGCUGACCAGGAAGGGUCAACAAGACUCGAGCGAUUCGGACGACGGCAAGAAGCGACGCAAACGGAAGCGAGCGUCACAGGACGGCGCGUCGAAGGAGAAGAAGAAGAAACGGCGUUCGGGCAAGAAGAAGAAGCGGCGACAGUCGACGGAAUCGAGCAGUAGUUCAAGCUCAUCAGACAGCACUUCGGACGACGACGACGACGGGGGCGGGGCCGCCGACAAAUCUAGAAGUAUACGGGUAGCCAUGCGCAACCUGCCGCAAGUGAAAUCAAUCAUGAAUGAGGACAUGACCAAGUGGAACGUACUGGAAAAGUUACUGCAGGAGCAUCGGAAGAAAGAGAAAGACCCAGAAGACGCGCUGAUCAGCCAGUGGAUGACAGUCGUGGAGCCGAUCGACAAAGAGAAAACGAUGCUCGACAGCCUGAAGGACCGGAUGAAGGCGAAACAGGACCUGGAGAAGGCGAAGCACGCGGAACUGGAACGUCAACGCAAAGAAGUAGAACGUCGGGAACGCGAGGCGCUCGAGCGACAACAACGCGAGGGGAAAGAGGCCGCGGAACGAGCGGAAAAAGAGCGCCUUAGGCGCGAGCAGGAAGAGUACCAAAGGAUCAUGGACAAAGAGCGCGAUCAGGUCAAGUUCAAGACGUCGUCACGAGAGGGCGCAGUCAAACGACCCGACGACGAGAUGGAACAACGCGAACGCGGUAGCCACCAUCAUCACCAUCACCAGCAACAGCGGAAGGAGGAGAGCCCAAGACGGCACCGGCGCGAUAGCGAGAGCAACAGCAGCAGUCGGAGUAGGGAGAGGGCGCGAGGCGGCAGCCCCGCUCCUCGCAAGAGCGACGACAAGAAGAAACCGCCGGGCCCGCCCAGUUACAAGAAGUUGCCCUUCAUCGGUCGCAUGCCCCUCUUCAAGAACAAAAAGAUCGAGGAAAAACCCGUGGGGAAGGAAAUCAAAAAGGCGGAAUACGAACCGCAACGCAAGACGCGAUUUGAGUCGGGCAACUUGGCGCGAGCUUUUAUCCCUCAACCGGACGUGGUAUGUUUCCCAGUGCUCUCGUCGAUACCCCCACUGACGAUCCCGCCGCCGCCGCCGUCGCCGAAAGUAGAGCCUGAACCGCCCGCGGCGCCCACCAUCGGUGCCGAGAAGAAAAAGAAACACGACGAGGACCAGCCGAUGGCUCCACCCCCUCCGCCGCCCCCUAAAAUUGGGAUGGAGGACACGGACCCGGAUAAACAGUCGCCUAUGUCCAACAAUAGUAUAAACGAGGACAACCUGUACUCUGAAAAUGGUCCGAACAUGGACCCUAACAUGAUGGGCCAGUAUUAUCAGGAUUAUAGCAUGAUGUAUAGUGAGCAACAGUACGAGUACCAGGCAGAAGAGCAGCCGCCUGCGCCGCCUCCGCAUUCUUAUACCAUGCCCUUGGAACCGCCUCCUCUCCCGCCCGAUGACGAUCUGGCAAUGCUAGGGAUAUGCGCCGACGAUAUGGCCGCGCAGACGUUUUAGUUUUGGCGUCUUUGUUUCUCUGCGAUUUUAUUAAGUUGUCCUUGAGUUGCCGUCAGCAGUUAAUUGUACGAAUAAUUAAUAAUG
This is a messenger RNA of Cylas formicarius (sweet potato weevil), 3555 nucleotides long. RefSeq names its product zinc finger matrin-type protein CG9776. The record is from RefSeq and is a predicted model, not a curated record. The coding region runs from base 1099 to 3471 and encodes 790 amino acids. Gene Ontology annotation, biological process: positive regulation of DNA-templated transcription; negative regulation of DNA-templated transcription. Gene Ontology annotation, cellular component: nucleoplasm. Gene Ontology annotation, molecular function: zinc ion binding; nucleic acid binding. Lineage: Eukaryota; Metazoa; Arthropoda; Insecta; Coleoptera; Brentidae. The transcript has 6 exons.